This is a messenger RNA of Ricinus communis (castor bean), 2491 nucleotides long. RefSeq names its product zinc finger protein GAI-ASSOCIATED FACTOR 1. Gene Ontology annotation, cellular component: nucleus. NCBI's taxonomy places the organism in Eukaryota, Viridiplantae, Streptophyta, Magnoliopsida, Malpighiales, Euphorbiaceae. Gene Ontology annotation, molecular function: DNA-binding transcription factor activity. The record is from RefSeq and is a predicted model, not a curated record. Bases 356 to 2092 code for a protein of 578 amino acids. The transcript has 3 exons.
AGGUUAAGUACAUCAAUACCCUUAUUACUGCUGUUAUUUACUGAUUGUCUCUUUUUAAACACUAUAUAUAAGUAUGUAAGGCCAAAGAAGACCAAGUUCCAAAGUUAGUCUUUUAUCAGGAAUAGUACUGGUAGUAUCCUUCUUUACCAGAAAUGAUGGAGAAUUCCUUGGAUUUUGUCUUCCUCUGGUGAGAGCAGAACUCCUGAUUUCCCGUUUUACCAAAAAACAAUUUCUCCCUUUUACUGAUAGCACCAACAAUAAGAAAAAGAGCUUGGAAAGAAAAAAGACUUUCAAGAAAAAGGAAAGAGACAAAGUGAAACUUGUGUUAUAAUUAUCUCAAUCUUUUCACUUUUAAAUGUCAAAUAUCACAGGUGGGGAGGGAAGCUUCUCUUCUGGAAAUACUGGAGAAGAAGUGCAGCAACUUCAAGAAAAGCAGCAGCAGCUACAAAAUCACUUCCAUGGCUCCAACUUAUCAGGACCUAAUUCUGGUGCUACUAACAGCAAUGGCUCUACCUCUCAACAGACUGCAGUCAAGAAGAAAAGAAAUCUGCCAGGAACUCCAGAUCCUAAUGCGGAUGUUAUUGCUUUAUCGCCAACAACUCUUAUGGCAACCAACCGGUUUGUAUGUGAAAUAUGCAACAAAGGGUUUCAAAGGGAUCAAAAUCUACAACUGCAUAGAAGAGGCCAUAACCUUCCAUGGAAGCUAAGGCAAAGAACUACAACUGAAGUAAAGAAACGAGUCUAUAUAUGCCCUGAACCAACAUGUGUUCACCACAACCCGGCUCGUGCAUUGGGAGACCUAACAGGCAUUAAAAAGCAUUUUAGCAGAAAACAUGGUGAGAAGAAAUGGAAAUGUGAUAAGUGCUCCAAGAAAUAUGCAGUUCAAUCUGAUUGGAAAGCUCAUCAAAAGACCUGCGGUACAAGGGAAUACAAAUGUGAUUGUGGAACCAUCUUUUCCAGAAGAGAUAGCUUCAUUACCCAUAGAGCUUUUUGUGACGCAUUGGCAGAAGAAAACAACAAAGUAAACCAAGGACUAACGGGAUCACACUUGCAAAACCAAAUGCCUGAGCUCAUGUCCUCUAUGCCAUUAACCACCAAUACAAACACUUCUAUUGGAAUAUCAGAUUUUAAUAGCUUUGACCCCAAAAAUCCACUGAAAUCCCUUCCUCAAGAGCUCGUACCUAUGCCAUUUAAGUCCAUGAACAUGGCAGGAGGCAUGUUUUCAAGUAGUUCAGGCACUCUCUUUGGCGGUCCGAGAAGUAUUGCCUCAACUUCUUCUAGCUUACAACUCAGUUCCAAUAGCUCGUCUGGGUACAAUUAUCUACAAGAUGGGAAAAAUGGUUGCCAAAUUUCAAGCUCAGCUCAAAUGUCAGCAACAGCCUUACUGCAAAAAGCAGCGCAAAUGGGUGCAACUGCUAGUAACAGUAUUAACUCCCCUAUGAUGCAAAAGAGCUUUGCGAGUAGCAUGGCAUGUCCAGAUCAGAUCAUUCCCAUAAGACCACAACUACCGCGACCUCCAUCUUUCGGUGGCGUUCAGCAGCAUAAUAACACCACCUCAUAUGAUCACUUUCCAUCGUCACAGCUGCUUGAUCAAACACACUUGGUGGGAAUCAAUGGUGGAGGAUACAACCAACCCAACGGUACCUUACAAAAAGGCCAACAAGAAAUGUCACAAUUCUUUGAUCCUACAAGUAGCUCAGGCAUGAGCGAUAUGGGAAUGCUCAGUACUAUGUUCAUGGGCACUGAUCAAAAUCCAGGGUUCAUGAAAAACAUAGAACAUAGUAAUAAUGAUCAUCAAGAUAGUGGUAAUACUACUAGCUUGAUACAUGGAAGGGCUCAUUCAAUGGAGCGGACCGCGAGUGGACCAUCAAGACUUGUGGGGCAUAAUGGUGAAAGCAGUGACAUGAUGACUCGUGACUUUAUGGGGAUUGGAGGGUCAAGACCAGCAAAUUUGCAUGAACAACAGCAGCAGCAGCAGCAGCGAAUGGAAAUGGGAGCAAUGAGCCAGCAGAGAAUGCCAAUGAUGAGUCAUUUUCAGCAACAGCUCUCACUUGGGGAAUCUGCCAUGGAGAAGCCCAUAUGGGAAGUUUGAAAAUAAUUGAAAUUGCUAGUUUUCUUCUAUCUUCUCUUUGAUUUUGAGCAUUGGAGCUGUGUAUAAUGCAUAGACCAAGGGAAGCAAUUUCUUGCUCAUCAUGUGGACCGUGAAGGAGUCGAUAAUGAGAGGCUUUUGACAUUGGGUAAUGGAAGAGGAAGCCUAAUAAAUGGGCCUAAAAAGGGUCAAGGCCUGCAUAUAUAAUGUCAAAACAUAAGGCCUUAAUUUGUAGGAUCCAUCAGGGCUUGUGCAUGGGUCACUUGCCUUGGAUAAGCCUAUUUUAGAAACUUUUUAUAUUUUACAUUUCUUUUUUUCUCCCUGGAGAACAGGAAUAACUUGUUAGUAUUUCAGAAGGAAUGUUAAUGAGCGCAUGAAGGGCAGAUUUCGGUAGUUCUCAAA